AUGAACAAAGACGAGGGCAAAGAGUGGGAAGGCCGCACCCAACAAUUCAUGAGGUCAUACGAAUGGGGCCGUAUCCUGAUUAUAACGGGCUACAAACAGCAAAAACGCCUACUGCGAGAGAUCCUGGCUGAACUCCCGGAAGCAGAUGUCUCGCGCGGAUUGGUGUCCGCCCGCACCAUCGAUGAUUCGCCAAGCCACCAAGCUGAGGUGGUAAUCUGCGAUUUGGUCCGAACGGAUAAACCAGGAUUCAUGGUGGAGGACGAACGUCUAGAGAUUAUGAAAACGAAUCACAUAUGCAACGGCUCCCUUAUCCGUAAAGGACGAAAGAACAAGCUCGUAUUCAUCGAACGCGAAGGCAAAGGGAGAGCGACUGUUCAUCUACACGAAUAUCCCCAGUAUAAAGAGCUAUGGAGAGCUAUAAAGGACCAUUUCGAUAUUCUGAAGCUUGAGGAUACGAUGCGUGAACUGAUGUCGAGUCUCGACAAGACUCAGCUGGAGAAGCUGUGGAAGCUUCGUGAGUUGACGAGUCUUGACGAGGACCAAAUACAAGAACUACAGAGAAUACACGAGAGUAUGCAGACCAAUGCUGAUACCCUUAUUCGACACUUCGUCCAACACAUUUUGCGACUUGGCCGGCACGCACAGCGAGGAAUCAAUUCCCCCCACUGA
Trichoderma breve is the source of this 669-nucleotide messenger RNA. Its product is annotated as AAA domain-containing protein. The record is from RefSeq and is a predicted model, not a curated record. Bases 1 to 669 code for a protein of 222 amino acids. Lineage: Eukaryota; Fungi; Ascomycota; Sordariomycetes; Hypocreales; Hypocreaceae. The transcript is spliced from 3 exons.